GAGGGCGCUACGUGUCCUUUCUCUGUUCGUUUCCCAAGCGCUGCAUUCACCAUACUCGAGCCCGUAGCUCGGCCUUCGUGGCAAAAUGAAGUUGCACGACUGUGACCACAAUUUUUACGGCAUCAAAACAGCGAUAUUCGUCGAGAUUACUGGUGAACCUGUGCCGACUGUGACCGCCAACGUCAAAGACAAGGUUGUGCCUUACCUCAGCAGACCGAAGCUUCCGGUUCUACGGCUUGAAGACGGUACCACUUUGUUCAACGCUAAUGCCAUAUGCAGGUUUCUGUGGGAGAAGUCGGGGAAAAACUCACUUCUGAUCGAAGACGAAGAAUGGUGCGAAUGGGAAGCCGUGAAACUACAGCCUGUUGUGGCAACAGCUCUCCUAGAACAUAUACAACAUGGAAAGAUUGACAACAGCAUACAGCUCAUACUCAGAGCUCUCUUGAGACACCUAGAUGGUUUCAUAUCCCAGCAUUCCACAUUAAGCAAGGACGUACAAGGUCCUGGCUUUGCCGAUGUCAUUGUUUGGUCUUCCAUACUGCCACUUAAGACUAUCGACAGCUUAUUUACAGGUCUAGUAGUUCCUUGCAAAGCUCUGUGCAAAUGGUUCAGUCAUUUAGAAGCCAAUGCAAGUUUACAAAAAACACUCAACUUGGUUCUUCCAAAGGAAGGCUACAAAGGAUUCAAGGAAUCCCUCGUGGCCUUUGCACCGCAAUGUUCUCCAUCCGUGCCACCGAAAGCACCUGAGGCAGUCUCUCAGAGGUCAAGCAUCAGCUGCGUCUCAGCACCAGUGGAAGACAGGGAACACACAUUAAGUGGAGAAGAAAUUGACAAGGCUUUUCAAGUUUGGACAGACCCACGGAACAAGGCUACAGAACUUCAAAAGCGGACUGUGCCUAUACUCCCCAGGAAUGGUGAGAAGAAUGUGCUCAUCACAAGUGCAUUGCCCUAUGUCAACAAUGUACCACACCUGGGGAACAUUGUUGGGUCUGUAUUGAGCGCUGAUGUGUUUGCGAGGUAUUGUCGGAUAAGAGACUGGAACACAUUGUAUGUGUGUGGCACUGACGAAUAUGGCACAGCCACAGAGACCAAGGCACUGGAGUUGGGCAUCACACCUCGUGAGAUCUGCGACCGGUAUAACAAGAUCCACAGUGACAUUUACCAGUGGUUCAACAUCUCCUUCGAUCAUUUUGGGAGGACCACAACUGAGCAGCAGACAAAAAUCGCACAACAGAUCUUUUUAGAGCUUCACCAAAAUGGAUAUUUGCGUGAAGAAGUGGUGGAACAGCUUUACUGCAGCCAUUGUGACAGGUUUCUUGCAGACAGGUUUGUUGAAGGCACCUGCCCAUUUUGCGGUUAUGAGGAUGCACGGGGGGACCAGUGCGAUCUCUGCUCAAAGCUCAUCAAUCCAACAGAGCUCAAAGAAGCACGAUGCAAAUUGUGCAAGGAGAAUCCGGUGCUGAAGACAUCAGGCCACCUUUUCAUUGACCUCCCCAAGUUAGAGCCUGCUUUUACGGAAUGGUUCAAGAAAAAGACUUCAGGGGAUCAAUGGACACAGACUGCCAAAGUGAUAACGAAUUCCUGGCUCAGGGAUGGCCUGAAGCCUCGGUGCAUCACAAGAGAUCUCAAGUGGGGCACGCCUGUCCCAUUGCAGAGCUAUAAGGACAAGGUGUUUUAUGUGUGGUUUGAUGCUCCUAUUGGCUACCUCUCCAUUACGGCCAACUACACUAGCGAAUGGGAGCUUUGGUGGAAGCAGCCUGACCAAGUGACAUUGUACCAGUUUAUGGCUAAGGAUAACGUGCCGUUCCAUGCUAUUGUGUUUCCUAUGACACAGCUGGGUACGCACCAAAGCUAUACGUCGGUUGACCAUCUUAUGGCCGUAGAGUACCUAAACUAUGAAGAUGCCAAGUUCUCAAAAAGUAGAGGAGUUGGCGUGUUUGGUAAUGAUGCCCAGGACACCGGUAUCCCUGCUGAUGUUUGGAGGUUCUAUCUCAUGUACCAGCGUCCCGAAAACCAGGACACAAGUUUCUGCUGGAGUGAUCUGCAGCUGAAGAACAACUCUGAGCUGUUGAACAACCUUGGAAACUUUGUGAACAGGGCACUUACCUUUCUGUUCAAUAAUUUUGGUGGUGUGGUGCCUGAGCUCAACAUUGUUGAUGAAGACAAGGUGGUCAUUGCUAAGGUAUCAGCACAACUGGGGAACUACAUCAGUUUCAUGGACAAAGUUAGGCUUCGUGAUUCGAUUCGGUGCAUAUUGAGCAUCAGCCGAAUAGGCAACCAGUACAUCCAGUUCCACAAGCCUUGGGAACUUGUAAAAGGCACACCAGAGCAAAGGCUGCGUUCCGCAAACAUCAUGGCACUGUGUGCCAACGUGGCCUGUCUCCUGGCUGGAAUGCUGCAGCCAUUCAUGCCUGAAACCAGCGAAGCCCUGAGACAGCAGCUGAAUGUGCCCAUGUUCAAGCUGGAACCUCACUUUGCGCCACUCUUGAAGGCUGGCCACAAGAUGAACAAGCCUCUGCCUCUUUUCAAGAAGAUCGAGCAGGAGACGAUAGACACCCUGAAGAAACGGUUUGAAGGCAAGACAUCAAGUCCAGCAAAGGUUGUGAAUGGCCACAAGGACACUAGCACAAAUUCUCUGAACAGUCAUGCUUCUGGUGACACCAACUUGAAUGCAGAGGAGCUCACACGUCAAGUGCAAGUUCAGGGCAACAAGGUCAGGGAACUCAAGGUUGCUAAGGCAGACAAGGCAACUAUCGACAAGGAAGUAGCACGCCUCUUGGACCUCAAGAAGCAGCUCGCCGCAGCCCUGGGCGAGGAAUUGCCAGCGCCCUCAAAUCAGAAGCGUGGUGGCCAGAAAAAGAAGAAAUAACCAAACACUCGGAACGGAUUCAAGCAACUUAUUUAUUUCGUAAAUAACAAAAGCACACAUCUGACAAAAAGUGCAAGUUUUCUGUUCAUGGUGGGGGUGGGGUUACGAGAGAAGGAGCAGAGUUGGAGCCUAUAUUCACAAAGGUAUUUGUGCGUAAUUAUGGAUCACAAAAUGAAAGGUGCUCCUCCCAUUUGCAUAUGCCCCAGCUCGUGACAAGACAGUUCUCACAAAUGGAAAGCUUUGUGAACCAAGCCCCAAAUUUUAAAGCUGGGAUUGUGUCCUCGAUCAAUCACUUUUGGGGAUAUCGCAUCCAGUGUGGAGUAACUUGCUGAACCACUACAGAAAAAGGUGCAGCAUCAAACUCAUGAGUCGGCGCACUUCCCUACUAUUUUUACUCUGCUUAGUUGUGGGCUGUGAGAAGGCACAAGUGCAAAAACCGCAAUUCAUUACAAGGGAAGAAUGCAGUAAAAUGGCAUGCCAUGGCAUGUUUCGAAGUAAGUUUUUGUAGCAUAUUUCUGGCAGCUAGCAUUUUCAAGGAAAAAAAAGUGUGUUUUGCCACAUACAAGAGCGAUAGAGAUGUUUUGUUAUGCAAGAAACAUUCCUAGAGCACACAUAUGCACAUUUCCUUGCGCAGUGUGGCAAAAUUGAUUUGAGUCUCAUCAAUUGCAGAGCAGAAGUGUUCACAAGAGAGACAUCUCAAGUGGGACUAUUGUCUUGCUUACUGUGGUUUCAGAAGACCAAGCUGACUCCAGCCUGUGUUAGUAAGCAGUGAAAGGGUCUAUGCUUGCACCAGCCAAGUCUCUCUUCCGGUUCUUUUCACUGUGACCCACCUUUCUACAACAAUACUGGCUCUCACUGGAACCAAUUUCCAUGGCUGCUGGAGAAUUAACUUGCGCUCUGGUCGCCAGGGUGGAUAAAUGAAUCUUAAGGCUAACUCGAACACAUUCUUUCGCUGCUGCCUUUGCCAGUUUGUGCGACGUUGGCAUGAUUUUGCCUUGUCCGCUUGGUUUGAAGCCUACACUAGCUUUGGCACACAGGGGUAUGAAAUCACACUUUAAAGCUAUUACCCGUAAGAGCUGUUAUUUUCCUUUACACUUUCCUGUUCAAAUUUUAUCUGUUGUUGAUAAUACCCUCUUGGCAGUGGUGCAAAGGCCUUGUUAUCUAAAGCUGGGUAUUUUGUGAGUAAUGAAGUUGUCUUGAGUGACAUAGCUACAGUCUUUUGCCUAACACUACUGCAAAAGUAACUGCUCUGGUGGCUUUUCUGUGUGUGCCUGCACGAGCCAUAAAGGAACCAAUUUUUUUAGUGCAGAA
Messenger RNA from Dermacentor andersoni, 4180 nucleotides. It is a transcript of the gene MetRS, whose product is annotated as methionyl-tRNA synthetase 1. The record is from RefSeq and is a predicted model, not a curated record. Gene Ontology annotation, biological process: methionyl-tRNA aminoacylation. Lineage: Eukaryota; Metazoa; Arthropoda; Arachnida; Ixodida; Ixodidae. Gene Ontology annotation, molecular function: ATP binding; methionine-tRNA ligase activity. Gene Ontology annotation, cellular component: cytosol; aminoacyl-tRNA synthetase multienzyme complex.